Vigna angularis (adzuki bean) is the source of this 1031-nucleotide messenger RNA. Its product is annotated as probable calcium-binding protein CML46. Lineage: Eukaryota; Viridiplantae; Streptophyta; Magnoliopsida; Fabales; Fabaceae. The transcript has a single exon. The coding region runs from base 372 to 989 and encodes 205 amino acids. Gene Ontology annotation, molecular function: calcium ion binding. The record is from RefSeq and is a predicted model, not a curated record.
CCAGCCUGACAUAUACCUUUCUUUCUAAGACCACAUCAACCUAAGAAAAAUUCCACACAUAACAGGAAAUUUCCUUUGAUGCUGUCAAGAAAUAGCCAUAGUGAUAUGCUAGCACUUUCUUUCAAAUUCCAGAUGAACUUUGAAGCACCUUCCUUCAGCUUUCUGGGUUGACUGUUCAGGCUGCUUCAAAGUUCCUACUUUUGAGUUAUAUUUAUAAAGAGCAUAAACACAACCUUAAACAACACCACAGCAACAUUUCUUAUCUUUGUAGGCUAACUAACAACUUAACAAUAACAAUUUCAGGCGCCUACUGCACAAAGGAUCACGAUUUUGUGCUAUCUCUUCAUCCAUACUUGCACAUAUCUGCAGUCAUGACUCUAGGAAGAAUUGACUUUGUUAUUUCAGAAGGGAGAGCAUCUCAGAAUGAUGGCAACUCAACUUCUCCCUUGUUUGGUUUGGUAGACCUUUCCUUGUACUAUACAUGUUUCUACAAAAUCCAGAGUUUUUUCUAUAGUUUUUGGUUUUUCCUUCUGUGCCAACUUCACUCUAGUUACUCAAAGGUGAGGGAAGAGGAGCAGGUAUCGAAGCCUGCGUUUAGCCACCAAGAGAAUGAGUCAAAGAAAGGCAUAGAUGGUGAGAAUUAUCUCGAGAGGGAUGAGGUCAAAACGGUGAUGGCAAAACUGGGAUUGUUUUGCAGCUCAGAAAGUGAGGAACUUCAAGAGAAGUAUGGUUCCAAGGAGCUUUCUGAACUGUUUGAGGAGCAGGAGCCAAGUUUGGGGGAGGUGAAACAGGCUUUUGAUGUUUUUGAUGAGAACAAAGAUGGCUUUAUCGAUGCCAAAGAGUUGCAUAGAGUUCUGUGCAUUCUGGGAUUGAAACAAGCAGCAGAACUUGAGAACUGCCACAAGAUGAUCAGAAUCUUUGAUACAAAUCAAGAUGGAAGAAUAGAUUUCAUUGAGUUUGUAAAAAUCAUGGAAAAUCGCUUCUGCUGAUUUGUUUGAUUUAUAUAUAUUAAUAUAUGAGUUAGUUUAAUA